AUGGGAGUUGCUGGCACCUUGGAGUACUUGGCUGAAGUACUGAGCAGUACCAGGAGGCGCAAGAAGAGGAAGCAGCUAAAUACUGUAUCUCUCAAAGUCAGGAUGGACUGUGAAGGCUGUGUGCGUAAAGUCAAGAACACACUCAAGUCAGUCAAAGGAGUGAAAUCCGUGGAUGUGGACUUGAAGCAACAAAAGGCCACAGUAACAGGGUACGUUGAAGCCAAAAAAGUGUUGAAGGCGGCUCAGUCAACUGGGAAAAAGGCUGAACCAUGGCCUUAUGUUCCAUACACAAUGGUGGCCCAUCCUUACGUUGCACAAGUUUAUGACAAGAAGGCACCUCCAAAUUUUGUGAGGAAGACUGAAGACCCAGCCAUUGUCAAUCUAAAUCCAGUGGAAGAACAGUACACCCUUAUGUUCAGUGAUGAAAACCCACAUUCCUGCUCUGUCAUGUAGAUACAAGUAUUGAACCCUCCAAGUUUUCUUUUUGUUUGUUUGUUUGUUACAGUUAUACUGCAUUGCGGAGUGAAUUAGCACCCUAGUUUUGUAUACAAUGGAAGCAGUUUUGUUACUACUAAGGUAGAAGAUGUGUAGAUCACUUGGAGUUUGUAAAAGCAAUUAAGGUAGA
Molecule: messenger RNA, 625 nt
Organism: Ilex paraguariensis (yerba mate)
Lineage: Eukaryota; Viridiplantae; Streptophyta; Magnoliopsida; Aquifoliales; Aquifoliaceae
Source: the annotation of a GenBank genome assembly